Carica papaya (papaya) is the source of this 1904-nucleotide messenger RNA. The record is from RefSeq and is a predicted model, not a curated record. NCBI's taxonomy places the organism in Eukaryota, Viridiplantae, Streptophyta, Magnoliopsida, Brassicales, Caricaceae.
CUGCUCACUACUUCAUUCAAACCCUGAAAGGCCAAACAAUAAAUUUUGCUUCGCCUCAAUUCCCUCCCAACUGAGAGUCGCAACUUUCCCGGAAUUGACUCCAGUGGAUCAUGGCUGGGUAUAGCAGUCACAGCAGUACUUUGUUUUUGUUGCUGCUGGUGGUGGUGUCGGGUUGGGGGGGUUUGAGCAAGUGUGAGGCGUUUGGGACCUUUGGAUUUGAUGUUCAUCAUCGGUUCUCGGAUCCGGUUAAGGGAAUCCUGGCCGUUGAUGAGCUGCCGGAAAAGGGAAGUGUCAACUAUUACGCCGUCAUGGCCCACCGCGAUCGCUUGAUCAGGGGCCGUCGACUCGCCUCCCUCGAGCAACAGACACCGCUCACGGCACUCACUUUCUUAAACGGCAACGACACUUACCGAAUCGAAGUUCUCGGAUUUCUGCAUUAUGCCAAUGUUUCGGUGGGGACGCCAGCUUUAUCGUUUCUAGUAGCAUUAGACACCGGCAGUGAUUUAUUCUGGUUACCAUGUGAUUGUACUAGUUGUGUGCACGGCUUGAAGUCAUCAACUGGACAGAUAGACUUCAAUAUAUAUAGCACCAAUACAUCAUCAACAGCCUCAAAGGUUCCCUGUAACAAUACUUUGUGUGCACGACAAACCCAAUGUCCUUCACCCAAUAGUAAUUGUCCCUAUCAAGUUCGAUAUCUCUCUAAUGGCACCUCAUCUACUGGGAUCUUGGUGGAGGAUUUAUUACAUUUAACUUCAGAAGAUAAACAAUCAAAAGCUGUCAAUGCCCCGAUUACAUUUGGUUGUGGUCAGGUUCAGACAGGUUCAUUCUUGGAUGGUGCAGCUCCCAAUGGUCUUUUUGGCCUUGGGAUGGCUGAUAUCUCUGUUCCUAGCAUGUUAUCAAAAGCAGGGCUUGCCUCAAAUUCUUUUUCAAUGUGUUUUGGACAUGAUGGAAUUGGGAGGAUUAGUUUCGGAGAUAAAGGCAGCGCUAACCAAAGUGAAACACCAUUCAAUCUUAGGCAAACACAUCCCGCAUAUAACGUCAGCAUCAGUCAGAUCAGUGUGGGGGGGAAUGUUGCUGAUCUUGAAUUCAGUGCAAUCUUUGACUCUGGCACCUCAUUUACGUACUUGAAUGACCCAGCUUAUACGCUAAUUUCUGAGAGUUUUAAUACCUUGGCUUUGGAGGAGAGGCAUUCAUCUGAUUCUGGUCUUCCUUUCGAGUACUGUUACGAUUUGAGUCCAAAUAAUAAAAGCUUCAAAUAUCCUAUAGUGAGUCUGACAAUGAAAGGUGGAGAAAAGUUCCUUGUCAAUGAUCCAGUACUAGUAAUAUCUAUGGAUAGUGGAGAUAUAUAUUGUUUGGGUGUUGUCAAAAGUGAAGACGUGAAUAUCAUUGGACAAAACUUCAUGACUGGUUAUCGAAUUGUCUUCGACCGCGAGAAGAUGGUGCUGGGUUGGAAGGCAUCUGAUUGUUUUUCUCGUGAUGAGUUUAACAGCUUACCAGUCAGCCCACCAAAGUCCAAGGCAUUUCCCCCGGCCAUUUCUGUCAAUCCAGAAGCCACAGCCAUACCCACCCCCGGGAAUGGCUCACCUCAGUUGAACCCCUUGACAUUGGCACUCGUUAUCUUUCUUUUUCCAGUUUUAAUCUUUUCCUGAUAGCGCUUUUUUCUCUUUUCUUUGUUCUUUUUUUCUUUCUAAAUACGAACCUUCAUCAUCAAUCUCUGUAGUCCUUACCACAUAUUAUCAGUAGGCAUUUGUUUAGGGUAAAAUUACAGGAAGCUCAGGUGAGUUCCAUUUAUUUUUGGCGUAUUUUCAUCUUCCAUCAUUUGAGCAUUGGGUUGUAAAUAUUUUAUUGUUGAACCACAUACAAACAAUGAUAGAGCAUUUUUAAAUGACUGAGUUUAAAUUUUA